Daucus carota subsp. sativus is the source of this 2028-nucleotide messenger RNA. Its product is annotated as protein FAR1-RELATED SEQUENCE 5-like. The transcript is spliced from 5 exons. Gene Ontology annotation, molecular function: zinc ion binding. The record is from RefSeq and is a predicted model, not a curated record. NCBI's taxonomy places the organism in Eukaryota, Viridiplantae, Streptophyta, Magnoliopsida, Apiales, Apiaceae. Gene Ontology annotation, biological process: regulation of DNA-templated transcription. Bases 1 to 2028 code for a protein of 675 amino acids.
AUGAGGUAUUAUAUACCUAGUUGUGUUGAUGCAGUUGAUACUCCAGUUUGUAAUCAGGUUUUUGAUAGUUUGGAAAAGGCUUACCGGUUUUACAAGGAGUAUGGCAGAUUGGGUGGUUUUGAUGUACGAAAAGCAACUGAAAAGAAAGAUUCUGAUGGUACGAUAAUAUUGAAGCACUUUGUUUGUAGUAAAGAAGGUUUUAAUGAGGUUAAGUUUGGAAAUUCAGAUGAAGUUGUAGCUAAAGAAGUUAGGGGAAGACGUACUGUAACACGUAGAUGUGGAUGUAAAGCCAAAUUUGUUGUUAAGAUUACGAGUCAAAAUAGAUAUUAUGUGUUAAAUUUUGUAGAACUUCACAAUCAUACGUUGGCGAGUGAAACUGGUAGGCAAUUUCUGAGGGCUAGUAGAGAGAUGACAGUUGGUUUGAGGAGUAUAGUAUUUGAUGCUGCAAAGGUUAAUAUUGGUUGCAGCAAGACGUUUAGUUUGGUGAAGGAAAUGACUGGUGGCUAUGCUAAUGUUGGUGCUACAUUACGCGAUUUUAGGAAUUUUGACAGGGAUUUAAAAGAGUUUGUUGGAGAGAGGGAUGGCCAGAUGUUGAUUGACAAGUUUAGAGUAAUGCAGGAGACAUCCAAAUCAUUUUAUUUUGCUCAUGAAGUUGAUGCUGAGGGUCACUUAACAAUGCUUUUCUGGGCUGAUCCAGUUGGGAGGAGAAACUUUGAAAUUUAUGGUGAUGCUGUGUCAUUUGAUGCCACAUUUGAUACAAACAAGUAUAAUAUGAUUUUUGCUCCUUUUACUGGUGUUGACAAACAUGAUAGAUGUCUCACAUUUGCUGCUUGUUUGUUAUCAAAAGAAGAUAUUUGUCAUUAUAAUUGGGCUUUUAAACAAUUUGUCAAAGCUAUGGGACGAAAUCCUGUUGUGUUUAUUACUGAUCAGUGUCCAGCAAUGAAAGUUGGCAAUCGAUUGUGUAAAGAAACAGAUUUCAUGGAAAAAAUGAAAAAGUACAUAUGGUCGUCAAAUUUGGAAAUUGAAGAAUUUGAAAAUGGAUGGCAAUCAGUGAUAAAAGAAUUUAAUUCGGAAGAUAAUAAAUGGUUGGCAAAUAUGUAUGAAAUAAGGAAAUCUUGGAUUCCUUCAUAUUUCAGGGACAAUCCUAUGUUUGGCUUGAUGAGAACUACUUCAAGGCAGCGGAAUGAAACUGAACGGCUAGAUCAUGAGUCUAACUCAAGCAAACCAAAUACUUUGUCAAGAUGGUUUCUUGAAGAUGAUGUUGCUGACUUGUUUACACGGACAAUCUUUUACAAAGUACAAGAAGAGAUUUUGGCGUCUUGCUUGGAAAUGCAAAUUAAGAGGAUGAGUGAAGAGGUUGAUGGUGUAACUCAAUUGGAUAUAAAGGACGUGAAAGUUAAAGAUAAACUUUUCAAAGUAGCUGUUAGCAAAACACAUGCUGUAUGUUCAUGCAAAAAAUUUGUUAUGUGUGGAAUUCUUUGUAGACAUGCGUUUUGUGGUUUGAAGCAAAUAGGUGUCACAAAAUUUCCUCGAAGUCUUGUGCUUAAUCGGUGGAUGAAGAUCGCAGAGUGCAGGACUUCAUCUCAAUCAGUUUCGGUAUCUUCUGAUUUUUUUAAAAUGGAGCAAGUGUCAUUGAAAUUGACUAAUUUGUGGUUUGAUUUUCGGCAAACUCUUAACAAGGCUGGAGUUCAAAUGGAUAAGCUUGAUUAUGUGCAUAAAAUCAUAAAGCAGAUUAGUUCUGAUCUUGAAAAUUGUGGUGGAGAUGGUGCUGAUUUUAGUAAGAGAGAUCAUAUUGCUGCCAUGGUUGGUGAACAGCCUGUUGGAGAUGUAAGUAUACUUGUGCCGAAUGUUUGCAAGAAUAAGGAAAAUUAUUUUAAACGACUUAUUAGUGAGAGAGAGAAAGCAUUGAACAAAGCGAACAAAAGGAUCCGAAGGUGUAAAGAAUGCUCGGGCACGAAUCAUGAUUCAAGAACUUGUCCGAGGAAGAAGACAGGAAGCACAGAUGCAAGAGCUGACAACCAAUCUUGA